AUGGGUACUUCCGAACAUGUGCCGUUGCCGACGGAUGAGGCGAAAGCUAAGGAACUCGAAUCUCAACACUCUGAAGAGCCGGAUAGAGGUCAAUGGACUGGAAAAUUCGAUUUUCUGAUGAGUAUGGUUGCCUAUGCUGUGGGACUUGGUAAUGUGUGGCGAUUCCCAUAUUUAUGUUACAAAAACGGUGGUGGGUCCUUCCUUGUGGUCUACGCAAUCUUCUUCUGUUUGGCGGCUGUCCCAAUUUUCAUUAUGGAAGUAACCAUCGGUCAAUACCUCCAAAAAGGUGCAAUGGAGAUGUGGCUUAUGUGCCCUCUUUUCCGUGGUGUCGGUAUUGGAAAUGUGGUCAUCGCAUUCAUGUGUAUUGCUUACUUUUGUGUCAUCGUUGCCUGGGCAAUGUUCUACAUGAUCAGUUCGAUUGCUUGGGUUUUCCCAUGGGAGACAUGCUCUAACUAUUGGAAUGAUGCCACGUGUGUCACUGGAAAAGAAAAUGUGACCGAGCUAGCUAGAAUUAAGGCCCUGGUUGCCAGCGCUGGCGGUCACACCCAAACCUCCGUCGAGCAGUUCUGGGAGAAACGUGUUCUUCAUGAUACGGGAGAUAUCGCAGAGUUUGGAGGAAUCCAAUGGGAGCUGUUCUUCAUCAUGGCCGCUGCUUGGUUGAUUGUUUACUUUGCGCUUUGGAAGGGUAUCACUCAGGCUAGAAAGUUCGUCUACUUCUGCGCUCUGUUCCCAUAUGUCUUGAUCUUCAUCCUCUUGGUCCGUGGUCUUACAUUAGAAGGUGCCGCCGAUGGAAUUUACUUCUACCUUAAGCCGAACACAACAAGACUUCUGGACACUGCUGUAUGGAAAGACGCAGGAACUCAAGUCUUCUAUUCCUAUGGUGUCGGUUUUGGUGCCUUGAUCGCCUUGGGAUCACACAACAAAUUUGACCACAAUUGUUUCAAAGACGCCAUCACCAUGUGCUUCAUCAAUGGUUGCACUUCCAUCACCGCUGGAUUCGCCGUCUUCUCGAUUCUUGGAUACAUGUCUCACGUGGCACAAAAAGAUAUUUCUGAGAUUGUAAAACCAGGAGUCGGACUUGCCUUCCUCGCUUAUCCAGAAGUUGCUUCUAACUUGCCAAUGAAACAAGUCUUCGCCGUUCUGUUCUUCUUGAUGAUCACUAUUUUGGGUUUGGAUUCUCAAGUUUGUAUGGUGGAGGGAUUGUUCACUGCACUGGAAGACGCCUUUCCGAUUUUGAGGAAACAUAAAAAGUUAUCCCUUGGUAUAUUCUGUCUCUUCUUCUUCAUUCUUGGAAUUCCGAUGGUUACCUAUUCCGGCUCUCACUGGCUCACCCUUGUUGACGCCUAUGGUGCAUCAGGAUACGCUCUCCUUUUCGUCGUCUUCUUUGAAGUUGUUGGACUGGCUUACGGUUUCGGCGCACACAACAUUCGUCAUGCUCUCAAGGAAAUGGUUGGAAUUACCUUGCCUAUUUGGAUUGAAUACGUCUGGAAGUUCUGCGCCCCAGCUACUAGUCUAGUGCUCUUCGUCUUCUGCAUUGUGUACUACCACCCAGUAAAGUAUCCAACUGGUGCGGAUUUCCCAGUCUGGGCUAAUGCAUUCGGAUGGUUCCUCUCGUCAUGCUCUAUGAUUGUUAUCCCAGGAUACGCUGUGUACUAUUUGCUGUUCACCAAUAAGCAUCUCACUUUUAAGGAGCGACUCCGUAAAGGACUCAACUUGGAUGGAUCCUUCGAAUCACCUGCUAAGAAGAACUUGGUCAACAAUGCUGAAGAGCUCAAGUUCAUUGAAUCCACACCACAAUAA
This is a messenger RNA of Caenorhabditis remanei, 1800 nucleotides long. RefSeq lists its product as uncharacterized. Bases 1 to 1800 code for a protein of 599 amino acids. Gene Ontology annotation, biological process: sodium ion transmembrane transport. Lineage: Eukaryota; Metazoa; Nematoda; Chromadorea; Rhabditida; Rhabditidae. The transcript is spliced from 10 exons. Gene Ontology annotation, cellular component: membrane. The record is from RefSeq and is a predicted model, not a curated record.